AUGAAGCCGGAGAGACGUAACCGGAGAGAAGAUUUGAAUGUGCAUUUUGAAUCUGAAGUCACGCCAGUGAAACCAGUUCAAAAGAAAGUCAACAAGGGAUGUGAAAUCUGCCAAGGAAGCUGUACUAGUGCAGCGGCUUGUAAGAAGUUCCAGCAUCUCGACAUUAGUACGCGAUGGUCAAUGCUUAAGCAAUUUAAGUUAUGUCGCAAGUGCCUGAAAAAACAUUUUGGUGCUUGUGAUGUGAAGAAUCCGUGUGGCAAACAUGGAUGUUCCUACAUGCAUCACGAGCUGCUUCAUGAUGAUGCACGAUACCAGGAUACAGUUCCACCGAAAACAACUCAAACUAGUGAAGUUUCCACACAGAACUGCAACACGCAUGUAGGCCAGUCGGGAACAAUCCUCUUCCGAUAUGUUCCUGUCAUCAUUCAUGGGUAUGGCGUUUCCGUCAAGACAUACGCAUUUUUAGACGAUGGCUCAUCAACUACAUUCAUGGAGCAUAGUCUUUUGAAGGAGCUGAAAUUGGAUGGAAAGCCACACCCUCUCUGCCUAAACUGGACAGCAGAGCAAAAUCGCGAAGAAAAAGAUUCAGUAGAGCUAGCACUUGAGAUUUCAGCAGCUGGAGGAAAAACUAAGCGGUAUCGGAUUCCGGAGGUGCACACUGUUCGUAGUCUUGCAUUGCCACGUCAGACAAUGAAUAUGGAUAAGCUAACAUCGGAGUAUAAGUACCUAUGCGGGCUGCCUAUUGAGUCUUACAGAAACAUUUCUCCAAGAAUACUUAUUGGGAUCGACAAUUGUCGGCUGGGCCACGCGUUAAACAGUCGUGAAGGGCGAGAAGGUGAACCAGUGGCAAGUCGGACGCGGCUCGGAUGGAUAGUUUACGGUCCGUGUUCAACAACAGCGGGAACGUCAAACAAGAGUUAUACGGCAUAUCAUAGUUUUCACAUCUGCUGUUGUAGGGAGCAUAGUGACGCGGAGCUGCACAAGUCCGUAAAAGACUAUUUCUCCCUGGAAAGCAUAGGGGUACUUAACCUAGAUAAAAAGCUGCUAUCGAAGGAAGACGAUCGGGCGAUUCAUAUCCUGGAAUCACAAACCAAACUGAAAGGGAACCGCUACGAAACAGGAUUGCUGUGGAAGUACGAGGACGUGCGCUUGCCAAACAAUGAACAAAUGGCCAUGAAAAGAUUAAUAUGUCUGGAGAAAAGGUUAUCAAAGGAUCCUGAUCUAGCGAAAGCGUUCGAUGAGAAGCUCUGUGACUACGAGCAGAAGGGAUACAUCAAACGACUGUCUCCUGCUGAGAUUCAAUCCAGACACCCUCGAUCAUGGUACCUUCCCAUAUUUCCUGUGCGAAAUCCUAAUAAACCCGGCAAGCUCCGCAUAGUUUGGGAUGCAGCCGCUAAAGUUAACGGUGUGUCGCUGAACUCCGUGCUUUUGACGGGUCCGGAUCUUCUGGUAUCUAUAGUGGAAGUACUGCAAAAGUUUAGAGAAUUUCGGAUUGCCGUGGCCGGUGAUAUUGUCGAAAUGUUCCACCAAGUAUUGAUGAACGAAAAUGAUCAACAAUCUCUAAAGUUCCUGUGGAGAAGAUGUGAUCAGAACCGGGACCCGGACGUCUAUGUCAUGACGGUCAUGAUAUUUGGGGCAAGCUGUUCACCAAGUAGUGCUCAGUUUGUGAAGAACCGCAAUGCGCAACGUUUCGAAAAUGAGUUCCCAAGAGCGGUUGAAGCGAUAGUUCAUGAGCAUUACGUGGACGACAUGCUCACCAGCGUCGAGACGGAAAUCGAAGCAGAAAAGUUAGCGAAGGAAGUGGAAUACAUUCAUGGUCAAGCAGGAUUCCAAAUUCACAAUUGGCUAUCAAACUCGCAGAAUGUGUUGACAAGGUUGGGAUCGGAAGUCAGAAAUGAGAGAAGUUUAAACACUACAGCUGAGCAUGCAUCGGACAAGGUACUGGGAAUGUGGUGGUGUACCGCAACGGACAUGCUGACUUUCAAAGUCUCACUUCGACAUGACUCCGAUCUUUUAUCAGGUCGAGCCGUGCCAACGAAGAGACAAGUUUUGAGCACAUUAAUGAGGAUCUAUGACCCAUUAGGACUAAUCGCAAAUUUUCUAAUGUUCUUGAAGAUUUUGCUCCAAGAAAUUUGGCGCUCUGGUGUAUCGUGGGAUGAGCCUAUAGGAUACAAGGAAUGGAAUAAAUGGCAGUUAUGGCUGACGGUCCUUCCAAGAAUCGAGUCCGUUCGAAUACCUAGAUGCUACCGGAACUACACAACAGCAGCAGAGUCGAAUAACAUCCAACUCCAUGUUUUCGUUGAUGCGUCCGAAAACGGGUACGCAGCUGUGGCCUACAUGCGUUUCGAGGAAGCAGGUAGCAUCGAGUGUGCACUAAUCGGUUCGAAGACUCGAGUUGCACCGUUACGGUUUGUCUCAAUUCCCCGUCUCGAACUACAGGCUGCGGUGAUAGGAGUACGCCUCGCACGUAGUAUAGUGGAUUCACAUAAAUUGAAGCCCUCGCAAAGGUUCCUCUGGUCCGACUCGCGGGAUGUUAUAUGCUGGCUGAAUUCAGACCACCGCAGAUAUAGCCAAUUCGUAGGAUGCAGAAUCGGGGAGAUACUGGAGCUUUCCGAAGCUUAUGAAUGGAACUGGCUAUCAACAAAAAUCAACGUGGCCGAUGACGCAACAAAGUGGCAACGACUGCCGAAUCUUUCUUCUAACGGACGUUGGUUCCGAGGCCCUUCAUUUCUUUGGGAGACGAAGGAUAAGUGGCCUAUCAUUAGGUCUGAUCCUGGGUCAACACCCCUAGAAUUACGUCCUCACUCUUUGCAUCAUACAUGCCAGCAACCUAUAAUCGACGUAAACAAAUUUUCGCGAUGGAAUCGGUUAGUGCGACAUGUAGCUUUCGUCAGAAGGUUUCCAAUGAAUAUUCGUCGGCUGCUUUUGAGGAAAUCGCUCAUCACUGGUCCGCUAGAACAAGAAGAGCUGGCGCAAGCAGAAAUCUACAUAUUCAAAACCGUCCAAGCUGAAGUAUUUUCAGAAGAAAUAAAGAUUCUCCGAGAAGCAGAUCGAGAACCAUGGAACAGCACGCGAAGCCUGCCCAAGCACAGCGCUCUGUACAAGCUUAGCCCAAGUUUGGAUAACGAGGAGAUAAUACGCAUGAAGGGACGCAUAGAUGCUUGCGAAUUCGCGGAAGACGAUGCCAAGCACCCGAUCUUGCUUCCAAAAUUCCAUCACGUCACCGACUUGAUUUUAUCUGACAUGCACGUAAAGUUCUGUCAUCUAAAUCACCAAACUGCUCUGAACGAAGUGCGGCAGAAGUACUAUGUGCCAUGUCUCCGUACCAUCUACAAACGCGUCCGUAGCCGUUGCCAACUCUGUAGGAUCAGGAAUGCACAACCUCAACCGCCAAUGAUGGGAGAACUGCCAUCGAUACGCCGCCGGGUAGAAAAACGUUGGGGUGUCCUGAUUACCUGUAUGACCGUCAGAGCAAUCCACAUAGAGAUUGCCCACUCACUGACGGCAGACUCCUGCAUAAUUGCCAUCAGAAACUUUAUCGCGCGAAGAGGUAUGCCAUUGGAGAUAAUAAGCGAUUGCGGGACCAAUUUCGUAGGUGCCAGUCGUGAACUUAAGGAAGCUAUACAUAAUAUUGACCAGAACAAGCUAAUCGAGAGUUUCGUAAGCGCCCAAACAAAGUGGUCUUUCAAUCCGCCCGCUGCGCCACACUUCGGAGGAUGCUGGGAAAGGCUUAUCCAGUCAGUUAAGAAAACCCUAAGCAACAUCAAGCCUAAACGUACGCCUACCGAUGAACUGCUUCGGAACAUGCUAACCGAAAUUGAAGCAAUCAUCAAUGCAAGACCGUUAACCGAACUUCCGCUUGAACAUGAAGAAGCCUCGCCACUCACUCCGAACCAUAUCCUCAUCGGAUCAUCGAACGGUUCCAAGCCCCCGAUCGCGUUUAACGACAGUGCUGCGGUAGUGACACGUUCGUGGAAGAUGUCCCAGGUGUAUGCCAACGAAUUUUGGCGCAUGAGGUGA
Messenger RNA from Armigeres subalbatus, 4020 nucleotides. RefSeq lists its product as uncharacterized. Gene Ontology annotation, biological process: DNA integration. Gene Ontology annotation, molecular function: nucleic acid binding. The coding region runs from base 1 to 4020 and encodes 1339 amino acids. The record is from RefSeq and is a predicted model, not a curated record. The transcript is spliced from 2 exons. NCBI's taxonomy places the organism in Eukaryota, Metazoa, Arthropoda, Insecta, Diptera, Culicidae.